UUAUAUUGUCUAAACACAAAAGAACCAAAAUAGAGUAAUUAAAUUCAUAUUGUAACAGAAAUAAUCCAAAAUCUCAACAACAUGAAUCUUCAGUCCACCACCGUAUACCACUACAACAACCACCACUCAACACCCUCGAACUUAAUCUCUAACCUUACGCGUGUCACACUUCCUAAUUACACCAUCACUCCAAACAGAACCACCGUUACAUUUCAUAAUAACAAUAAUAUCAAUCAUAUUUCAAAAUCACUCCGCCGUGACAGUUCCGUGAUCGUAAACUCUUUCGGCGGAGGAGGAGAUAGAACGGAGAACGACACCUCAUCUCCGGCGAAGAAGCUCAGGCAACUUCUUGAAUCACCUGGAGUUCAUCAAGGACCAGCUUGUUUUGACGCUCUUAGCGCCAAGCUUGUUGAACGAGCCGGCUUUCAGUUCUGCUUCGCUUCUGGUUUUGGAAUAUCGGCUACACGGUUAGGCUUGCCGGACACUGGACUUAUAUCUUAUGGCGAAAUGGUGGACCAAGGACAACUGAUAACUCAGGCCGUGUCCAUUCCGGUGAUAGGCGAUGCGGAUAAUGGUUACGGAAAUGCCAUGAAUGUUAAGAGAACUGUUAAGGGAUAUAUCAGAGCAGGCUUUGCAGGAAUUGUUCUCGAAGAUCAGGUGUCUCCAAAAGCUUGCGGUCAUACAGAAGGAAGGAGAGUAUUAUCUAGAGAGGAAGCUGUGAUGAAAAUAAAAGCAGCUGUUGAUGCUCGGAAAGAGAGUGGUUCUGAUAUCGUUAUUGUAUCACGAACAGAUUCUCGUCAAGCAUUGUCCAUAGAAGAAGCUCUCUGGAGAUCACGGGCUUUUGCUGCUGCUGGAGCCGAUGUCCUUUUUAUUGAUGCACUUGCUUCUAAAGAAGAAAUGAAAGCAUUCUGUGAAAUAUCGCCUUCAAUUCCCAAAUUGGUCAAUAUGCUUGAAGGAGGAGGUAAAACACCAAUACUCACUCCUAUUGAACUUGAGGAUAUUGGAUAUAAACUUGUAGUCUAUCCUCUUUCCUUGAUGGCGGGGUCUAUCCGUGCAAUGGAGGAUGCAUUGGUAGCAAUUAAGGGAGGACGAGUGCCUUCUCCUGGAAGCAUGCCAUCAUUUGAAGAGGUCAAAGAAAUUAUAGGUUUCAACUCUUAUUAUGAAGAAGAAAAGCGUUAUGCUACUAAAAGCAAUCGAUCUGUGUGGCAAACAGGUAGCAACAACCCCUACGGUAUCCAAAAAAGAAGUCAAGAUGAUACAGAGCAAACAGGUCAAAGCCCAACUGAGCCUAUUGUCGAGAUUGUAAAUCCAGAUACAUACAGCAAGUAUGGUGGAAGUGAUGGAAAUAAUCCUUUCACAGGGAUCUGGUCUCGUACGUUGAGAGUCAAAAUUAUUGGACGAGACGGAUUUGAAAAACUUGACGUCCGAAUUCCUGCUGGCUUUUUGGAUGGCAUCACGAAUAUCGUUCCAGCUUUAGGAGGUGUAAACAUCAAAGCACUAUUAGAUGAUGCAUCAUUUGAAGUUGGAGGAAAGCUAUUGCUAGACUUUAACGACUCAAUGGGUGACAGGAUUCAAGUCUUUCUGGAGUAAAAUUAUGUAUAGAUUUUCCAUGAAAGAGACUCUGCCAUGUCAGAUUCACCUCACACAUAAAACUAUUUAUAUAUACGUGUAUAUCUUAGUUUUUGAAUAGUUACAAAGUGGGUCUUAUUAAGGCCUUCACAUUUCACAAA
Molecule: messenger RNA, 1730 nt
Organism: Erigeron canadensis
Lineage: Eukaryota; Viridiplantae; Streptophyta; Magnoliopsida; Asterales; Asteraceae
Product: 2,3-dimethylmalate lyase
Exons: 8
Coding region: 82-1590 (502 amino acids)
Molecular function (GO): catalytic activity
Source: RefSeq, a predicted model, not a curated record